AAUGGUUAGUGAACCUGACGGUGUUGGUGGAGCUGAUGGAGAAGAACCAUGAAGCGUACAGCGAGGCCUACAUGGAGGAGGUAAAGGUGCAGAUCAAACAGGUGGAGACUCUGGUGCAGGAGCUCCUGGGCUCCAUACAGACCUCCACUACAGUCUUUGAGUCUCUGCACCAGCAGGUAAAUACCCAAAGACUGUCCCUAACAACUCAUAUGGUCAUGAUACAGCUAUGGUCAAUGACCAUGUCGACUUUUCACUUGAGAUAUUUCUCUUUUGUAAGAUUUAAAACUUUUGGUCUUGUGGUUGCUCAUGCUUAUCGGUGUUCUCUCUCAGAUCUCCUCCAUGGUGGUGGUCCUGACCAAGCUGGAGAGGUAGGACAAGAACCUGGUGCUGGUGACCAGUUGUGAGUACAUCAAGAUACAGCUCAAACUGGAGGAGUGUGAGAGUUGCCACAAUGAGAUCAACCCC
Molecule: messenger RNA, 465 nt
Organism: Coregonus sp. 'balchen'
Lineage: Eukaryota; Metazoa; Chordata; Actinopteri; Salmoniformes; Salmonidae
Source: the annotation of a GenBank genome assembly